Messenger RNA from Penaeus monodon (black tiger shrimp), 702 nucleotides. RefSeq lists its product as uncharacterized. NCBI's taxonomy places the organism in Eukaryota, Metazoa, Arthropoda, Malacostraca, Decapoda, Penaeidae. Bases 19 to 546 code for a protein of 175 amino acids. The transcript has 2 exons. The record is from RefSeq and is a predicted model, not a curated record.
ACAGGACAUAACAGCAUCAUGAACUCUCGCGUUUUCGUCGGUCUUCUUCUGUGCUGCCUGUGGGCCUCUUCCGAGUCUAUCAUCGUACUGGGAACCACCGCCGCCCUCGGGACUGUCGCCGCUACCACAGUUACCGCCUCUGCGGCGACAGCUUUGGGCGUGGGCGCACUGGCGGUACUGAAGGGAGCUCUUAUUGGAAAAGCUCUUGCGCGCAGAAACAAGAGGGAUGUCGACUCCUUUGAGGCUGACGAGGCAGUUGAGGUUGCCGUAGCCCAGCAGAUGGAUUCAGCUGGUUGCGUGGCCAAACUCUUGUGCGAAAUUGAGGCCAUGUCCGCUGACCAGCUGACUCCUGCUAUGACCUCCUUCAAGACUGCUUUCGAGAACAACGACAAUCUCAAGGGCUCCCGAGGCGUGUACGAUCUGGCCAUCAGUUUCGGCUCCAAGUUCGCCAAGAAGGACUCGAAUGCCUGCAGCGCCCUCUUCGACAAGUGCGUCCUCUCCAGGGAGGACCUCUCCUUCAUGCUGGAUUCCGCCUUCUCUUGCUAGUCAUAAGAGAACCUGCAGAAGAUAACUUCCUAUUUAUCAAGAAAUAAAUUUAGUUCUAGGCGGAAUUUCUGGGAUUUACCAUGUUGCCAGUUGGCUGCCUGGGCGUUACAUUUAAUCAAUAUCAUGCUUCCAAAUUAAAGAAAUCUAUUAUCGAUA